Messenger RNA from Parnassius mnemosyne (clouded apollo), 828 nucleotides. The record is from the annotation of a GenBank genome assembly. Lineage: Eukaryota; Metazoa; Arthropoda; Insecta; Lepidoptera; Papilionidae.
AUGAACGGUUUAAUUAAGACUACGCAGCGAGUUAUACAAAGUUGUGUCAAAAAUACAAGCUUAACCAGCGCAUUAGUGUCCCGUACACAAGCUCCCGUAAAACGUGAUUUUACUAGAGGAAUAUGGCAUAUGACCUGUUCCAAGCGUUUAGAUGGCCUCCAAUCUACUUCAAGUUUGCUGCACAACCAUUCUAAUACUUGCAGUUGCGGUUGCGGACUAAAGGCACUUCAUACAAAAGGUGAGAGAGAACUAGUGGAGUUCCUCACUGAAGAGAUAGUGGCAGAGCGCAAAGCUCAGAAAGUGAAGGCACUCCCCACUGAGGUUGAAGGAUUUACAGUUAAGGGUGAUGGUGCAGAAGUAGUCCUUACAAAGCAAUUGAAAGAUGAAAUUGUAAGAAUCACAUUCAAUGUGAACCACACAGUUGAUUCUGAAGACUUUGGUGAGGGCGAGGUACAAGCUGACAAACAAGAGUUUACAGAGAUGCGUUCUAAGCCACAGUUUGAAGUUGACCUGGUUCGUGGGGACAGCACUCUUGGAUUUACCUGCUCUUUCUUGCAGGAACCACCAACACCUGGUGAUGAGUACAGCGACAUUUUCGGAAUUGACGAGGUGACGCUGUACAAGGGCGAGUGGUCGGACAAAGUGUAUGCUGUAGCUGGUGAUGUUCUUGAUGGGUAUCUCUACGACCUUUUGAUGAACCUAUUAGAAGAGAAAGGAGUCAGCAAUGAGUUUGUUCAGAAACUGUCAGAUUUCAGCACUGCCUAUGAACAUUCGGCUUACAUUAACUUACUUGAAGGCAUCUCAAAAUUCACUAUUGGAAAACAAUAA